AUAAGUAAAAAAUGUUGAAAAUAUCUCGAAUUUGUCAGUUUAUAUAUAUAUAUAUAUAUGUAUAUAUGUGUAUAUAUUAAAUUUGACAAAUUUUUGAAGUUGUUGAACAAAUGUAGUUACAUACACGCGUAGAUGUAUCUUUCGUAUCCAAGUGAUAUCAGAAUUAAUAUCCGGCCUUCGCUAGUUGAUUAGUUCGCGCAAUGAUUUGGCAUUAAGGUGCGCAUGAAGUACGAUAAAGGAACCGCUGUCACAAUGUUUUGCCAAAAUAGUGUACGUUGAUAUAAUUAAAAAAAAAAAAAAAAAAAAAAAAAAAAAAAAAAAAAAAUAACAGAAAAAUGGGAGGAAUAAGUUGGAGCGAGUUAUUUCCGGGAAGAUGGAGUUCUGUCAUAUUUAUUUCCUAUAUAGCUCUUUUUAUAAAUCAAGGUAUUCUUGUGACAUGGUCUCAAAGAAGUGGUCGUUAUGAGUAUAAUACUGUGGCAGUUGUAUUGAUGACAGAAGUUUUAAAAUUAGUUAUAUCUGCAGCACUCUAUUGUAAGGACAAUAGUAUUUUAACUCUAAUUCAGGAGACAAAGAAGAAUAAAAAGGUGCUUCUACUGUAUAUGAUACCUGCAUUUUUAUACUGUCUCUACAACAAUCUAGCAUUUGUCAAUUUGGCUAGAUUUGAUCCUACAACAUACUAUAUUUUGCUGCAAUUUCGCGUUGUGCUUACGGGAAUCAUAUUUCAAGUCAUUUUUCGCAAAAAAUUGUCUACGAUACAGUGGUUUUCACUAGUAAUCUUGACAGUUGGUUGUAUGAUAAAACAUUUUGAUGUCCAUGUCUUUGACACAGAAUUCCAUGUAGAUAUUUCUCUAUUUCUAAUUCUUAUACAGACAACAUGCUCUUGUUUAGCUGGUGUUUAUAAUGAAUACUUGCUCAAGCAUCAAGGUGCAGACAUUGACAUUUUUGUACAAAAUGUAUUUAUGUAUAUUGACAGUAUUUUCUGCAAUAUUAUAGCAAUUGUUUUAUUGACAACAUUCAAGAACAGUGUUAGCGAUACAUUUAAUAACGUUGAAAUCAGUUCAUCUUUGCAACCGAAAAUAAUAUUAAUUAUGUUAAAUAAUGCAAUUGUUGGAAUAAUAACAAGUUUCUUCUUGAAAACUUUAAAUUCUAUAUUAAAGACUUUUGCUAGUGCAAUGGAACUGAUUUUUACAGCAGUGUUAUGCUGGAUUUUGUUUAAUAUAGUUAUUAAUACAAAUACUGUCAUUUCUAUAGCUAUGGUAAGUUUAGCCAUUAUUUUAUAUUCAAAAAAUCCUGUACAAAACACUCAAUCUAAGGAGACGACAGAAAGCAGAAAACUUCUAGUAUAAACACACACAUACACAGUAUCAAUAUUAAAUUUUUAAAAUAAUAAACAUGUGUGCCACAAAUAAAAUUAUGAAACAAAGUGAUAGAGUGUGUAUUACCAUUAAUAUUAAAUUGUUAUAAAUUUUUUUCUUCGUGAUAAUACAAACUUUACACAAUAGUUUUCAAAAAUUAUGUUAUAUAUUGUAUAAUAUAUUCAAUAUGUUAAUUUUAAUAUAAUGACUGUUUACAAAUCAGAACAUUACAAUUUUUUAUUAGCAAAUUAAUAGAGAAUUAGACAGAUUCAGAUUAUAAGAAUUAAUUAGCAAUACUAAUCUCUUUACUUUUAAAAUUAAAGAAAUUUUAUAUAUGUGUGUGUCAAAUUAUAAAAUUCAAAUAACUUUAUAUUUUGAUACAUUUUAAUUUUUUUAAACAUAUUCAAAAAUAGAAUAAAUUUUAAGAUAUAUGUGAGUUAUAUAUGAUACAUAUUUUGAGACAUCAAAUUUUGAUACCACAAUCUGUGUAAAUAUAUCUUAUAUACUGUUUAUACUAAUUCAAUAAAGGAGUGUAAUAUGCAAAUUAAAGGAUUAUUUUGUUAAAAUCUUUAUUAUAUAUAUAUUAUUUUUUAUAUUAUACACACAUGGCUUUUUUAUUUACACACACACACAUAUCUAUAAACAGAUAUCUAAUAGUUGUCAAGCUUUAUACACAAACAUACACAUUUUAAACGUACAAUUCCUUAAAAGUAAAUUUUUGAAUGCUGUCCACAUAUAAUUUAUUUAUAUUUUUUAUUUCCAAAUAGUCUAUUUGGAAGCUCGUACAUGGAAAAGUUCUAUCACAUAUACACAUAUGAUGUGUACUACAUAUCAAGAAAGUUGAAAAAUUAUUAUGUUAUUCGUCUCAUAGUUUAAUUGAAAAAUUAUGUAUAUGUUGAAUAUUAUUACUAGCAAAUUUAUGGUAAUACUUAAACUAUCAACAACAUAUAUAUGAAUUUUCUAGUCUUCUGAUAAAUUUGUUAUAAUUUGUAGAUAUUUAAAUUGCUUUUUAUAUUUCAAUGAAUUUUUAAUUAGUUUAUGAAUGUUAUGAAUGAAUGUAAAAAAGCUAUAUGCACAAAUUAUAUUUAAAUAGCUGUAACAAGAGCAAACUCAUUUAUAUUUAUUAGUAGAACAUGUGUAAGGAACAUUAUCUCACAUGAUUGGUAUUGUCAAAGAUUAUAAUCAGAAGUAAUGCAAUUAUAAAUUACUAUAACUUAUUUUAUAUAUAAAUACAUCACAAAUGCAAAACUAUAUAGUGUUCCUGAAGUAAGUCGUCAGAUUUUGUUUACUUGAAAAUUUCAGGGACAUCUUAUAUAUUUUUGCAGUUAACGUAAUCUAAAAAAAAAAAAAAAA
This is a messenger RNA of Formica exsecta, 2708 nucleotides long. RefSeq names its product UDP-galactose transporter senju (gene senju). Gene Ontology annotation, cellular component: Golgi membrane. The record is from RefSeq and is a predicted model, not a curated record. Gene Ontology annotation, biological process: pyrimidine nucleotide-sugar transmembrane transport. The coding region runs from base 336 to 1346 and encodes 336 amino acids. Gene Ontology annotation, molecular function: UDP-galactose transmembrane transporter activity. The transcript has 6 exons. NCBI's taxonomy places the organism in Eukaryota, Metazoa, Arthropoda, Insecta, Hymenoptera, Formicidae.